GCUGGCCUGCCCCCCCCGGCCUGUCUGCUGCCUGGCCCUUCUCUUCCCUUCCCUUCCCCUGCUCCCAAGUCAGCUGCCCAUUCCAAAGCCAGAAAUGACCCCCGCAGCUGUCGCCCAGCGUCAGCCCGGGCGACGUUUCCCCCGGCUCUUCCCCUCCCUCCUGCUCCGGCAGAGGAGGGCAGGUCAUCGCGCGUCCGCGGGACGCCGGGCAGGUGUGCCGAUCCGGGGGGAUGGCAGAGGGUUCGGGGCCAAGGAAGCCCCCCUCCCUGCCGGCCACAGCGGCCCGCUGGGCCCAGGCCCUGGGCCGGGCCCUGGUGUACUUCUGGAGCAACCAGUGCGCCUGGCUGCUGGGCGUGGCGUGCCUCCGGCGCGCUUACCACCUCUGGCUCGCGGCGGUCGUCAUCUUCGGCCCCCUGCUGCAGUUCCACGUGAACCCGCGGGCCAUCUUUGCCAACCAUCACAACUUCUUCAACAUAAAAUUUGUCAGGUCAGCCUGGGGCUGGACUUGCAUUUUCUUGGGCGGCUUCAUCCUUCUGGUCGUGUACCUGGCCACCUCCCGGAUCCUGCUCACGCUGCGCCAUCUCUCCCGCCUGCUGGUGGGGGCCGGGCUGUGGCUCGGGGCCACGGAGGCCUUCCUGCUGAUAGAGAACCUCACCGGCUACUGCUUCGACCCGGUGCCCGAGGGCAUCCUGGUGAACAGUCUCCCAGACAAGCGGACGUGUCUGCGCGAAGGCCACCGGUGGCGUGGCUAUGACGUCUCGGGCCACACUUUCCUGCUGACCUUCUGCUGCCUCCUCAUGGUGGAAGAGACCUCCGUCUUCCGGCGCUACCUGGCCCAGGGCUACCCCGCCGGCGUCCCCUUGCGGCUCAUCUUCCUCCUCAACAUUCUCCUCCUCACCCUCUGGAACUUCCUGCUGGCUUGCACGGUCGUGUACCUCUACGAAUACAGCCACAAGGUCGUGGGGGCCGCCGUCGCGACCCUCUGCUGGUACCUCACCUACCGGGGCUGGUACCGCUGCUCGUGGUCUCCAGGGAGGCCUGGGACCGGCCUCUUCGCCAAGGCGGCCCCGGGAGAAGCCAAGAAGCGGAACUGACCACGUCGCCCCGCGUCUGAAGCCCCGGCCGAGCAGCCCUGGGCGGAGGCGCCCGUCCUCAGGAGACAAAUAAAGAC
Molecule: messenger RNA, 1171 nt
Organism: Varanus komodoensis (Komodo dragon)
Lineage: Eukaryota; Metazoa; Chordata; Lepidosauria; Squamata; Varanidae
Gene: FITM1
Product: fat storage inducing transmembrane protein 1
Exons: 2
Coding region: 231-1094 (287 amino acids)
Biological process (GO): lipid storage; lipid droplet organization; phospholipid biosynthetic process
Cellular component (GO): endoplasmic reticulum membrane
Source: RefSeq, a predicted model, not a curated record